GACAGUUUUACCUCAGAAAAAUGACAGGACGAAAGGUAGCUAUUGGAAUCGACGAAAGUGCAUUUGCCGAGCAAGCAUUUGACUUCUAUGCUGAUAAUGUGAAAAAAGAAGAUGACUACGUCUUUCUUAUUCACACCCCAGAGAGGUACAACGUAAUGGACGCCAAUCUUGGCACGCCUGUUAAACGUGCUACUGUGCUGCAAGAAAUUCUGGAUGAAAUUAAAGUCAAAGUGAAAAAGUUAGAGGAAAAAUACAAGAAAAAGAUGGCAGAAAAAGGAGUUAAAUCUGGGAAAUUCAUCACGAGACAAGGUGACCCCGGAGAAGCAAUAGUCCAUGUAGCAGAGAGGGAGAAUUGUAAUCUCAUCAUCACCGGAAGUCGAGGAAUGGGCGUGUUCAGGCGGACAAUUCUGGGAAGUGUCAGUGAUUAUGUUGUUCAUCACUCUCCCUGUCCUGUACUUAUUUGUAAGGCAACAGAAAAAGACCAUAAGUGAUUGGAACAACCAGUAUCCCUGCCAGGGACGAAGCUCUAUGGCAUCUUUCCCAAGGUUAUACAGUAGUGCUGUUAAGAGAGAAACAGAGACUUUUUCUACAUAAUCUAAUAUAUACAAUUUUCGGGAUAAAUUGUUCCCGCGUAUAUUGCAUGUAUUUAAUAUCAACAAUAACCUGAUAUGAUUCGGCAAUAUUUUGAAUUGUUAAACAUGUAUAAUAAACAGAUAAAACAA
Messenger RNA from Saccostrea echinata, 722 nucleotides. RefSeq names its product universal stress protein YxiE-like. The coding region runs from base 21 to 491 and encodes 156 amino acids. Lineage: Eukaryota; Metazoa; Mollusca; Bivalvia; Ostreida; Ostreidae. The record is from RefSeq and is a predicted model, not a curated record. The transcript is spliced from 5 exons.